Messenger RNA from Sphaeroforma arctica JP610, 3001 nucleotides. Its product is annotated as alanyl-tRNA synthetase. Lineage: Eukaryota; Ichthyosporea; Ichthyophonida. The transcript has 17 exons. Gene Ontology annotation, molecular function: aminoacyl-tRNA deacylase activity; ATP binding; nucleic acid binding. Gene Ontology annotation, cellular component: cytoplasm; mitochondrion. Bases 19 to 2364 code for a protein of 781 amino acids. The record is from RefSeq and is a predicted model, not a curated record. Gene Ontology annotation, biological process: tRNA modification; alanyl-tRNA aminoacylation.
UAGGACAAUUUCUGGGAGAUGGGAGACGUUGGACCCUGUGGACCGUGCUCAGAGAUCCACUACGAUCGCAUUGGCGGAAGACAUGCAGCUCACCUGGUCAACAUGGAUGACCCUGAUGUGCUGGAGAUCUGGAACUUGGUUUUCAUCCAAUUCAACAGAGAGUCCGAUGGCAGCUUAAGGAGCUUGCCCAAUAAACACAUCGAUACUGGGCUUGGGCUGGAGCGUGUGACGUCCAUCUUACAAGAGAAGACCUCCAACUACGACACCGAUUUGUUCGUACCUCUGUUCACUGCGCUACAUAAGGCCACUGGCGCGAGGCCAUACACUGGAGAAGUGGGUGCCGCGGACAAGGAUGGUCUGGACAUGGCCUACAGAGUGGUGGCUGAUCACAUCCGCACACUUUGUAUUGCCAUUAGUGACGGCGGCAUUCCCAGUUCUGUUGGCCGUGGUUACGUCUUGAGGCGUAUCAUCCGUCGUGCGGUUCGGUACCUUUCGGAGAAGCUGGAUGGCAAGUCCGGCACCUUCGCCGGAUUGGUUCCCACCGUAAUAGAGAUUCUCGGAGAUGCAUUUCCCGAGCUCCGAAAGAGCGAGACUCUCAUCCAAGAAAUUCUACAAGACGAGGAGGACACGUUCCGUCGCACUUUGACGAAGGGAAAAAUCACAUUCGAGAAGGCAUGUGAAACACAACUGGUAGACAACACCCUGCCGGGUGCAGUGGCAUGGAAACUAUACGACACAUAUGGAUUCCCCGUCGAUCUAGUGACACUUAUGGCUGAGGAGAGAGGUGUGCAGGUGGAUAUGGCUGGAUACGAAGCUAGCAAGGAAGAAGCCAAGUUAAUAUCUCAGGGCGGUGGUUCUAAAGCGGUUGACCAAGUUAACUUGGAUGUGCAUCAGAUUGCUGUGUUGAAGAUGGAACGCGAACUAGCGCCUACAGACGACAGUGCUAAGUACGACUAUGCGAAAGACAAGUCAAACUACUACAAGUUCGCCUCAACCGACGCCGAAGUACAGGCCAUUGUGGUGGGCAAGGAGUUUGUCGACUCAGUGCACAGCGAAAGCGCCGACAAACUGGUGGGUGUUCUGCUUAACAAGACAUGUCUGUACGCCGAACAAGGAGGUCAGAUAUACGACAAGGGCUUCAUUUCCGCUGGCGAUGAUGUCGACUUCGAGGUGACUGGCUGUCAAGUGUACGGUGGAUACGUAUUACACACAGGCACACUCGCGUCUGGUUCACUCAAAGUGGGCGAUGCAGUCAAUGUUAGCAUUGACAGUGACAGGCGUGUUCCGGUGAUGCGAAACCACACGGCUACACAUCUGCUUAACUAUGCUCUGUGGCAGACGCUCGGAGACGGCGUGGACCAGAAGGGAUCGCUGGUUACAGCCGACAGGCUCCGAUUCGACUUCUCCACCAAUGCUCCUGUGAAGCCCGAUCAGGCGGCGGAGAUUGAGAAGACAGUGAACGAUUUCAUCACCAAAGGAUCACACGUGUACUCAGAAGUCACACCAUUGCAUCUAGCAAAUGAAAUCAAGGGUCUAAGAGCCGUAUUCGGCGAGACUUAUCCAGACCCCGUGCGUGUAGUAAGUAUAGGAUUCGGAGUAGACGGCCUGGUGAAGGCUCCGGCUGACCCCCAAUGGCUGUCCACAUCCAUUGAGUACUGUGGAGGUACGCACGUUGAGAAUACAGCUGAUCUGCAGUCGUUUGUACUGGUUGCUGAGGAGGCUGUGCAGAAGGGUGUGCGACGGGUGGUGGCCCUAACCGGAAACGAAGCUAAGGAGGCGACCGCCAUGGCCCAAUACCUGAAGACCGCCGUGGACGAUGCCAAGAAACUCAAAGUGGAGGAGAGCUCUAAGGUGAUCAAUGCACUCAGGGAACAGAUUGAUACCUCUGUCAUGUCACUGACGCAGAAGGACAAUCUCAGGAAGGACCUGGAUGUGCUCAAGAAGGCGUAUGGCGACUGGGUGAAGUCUCAGAGGGCUGUGAAGGAGAAGGAGGCCGUAGCUGUCAUGAAGAAAUUCGCCGAGGAAUCGCCAGACGCCAAAUUCCUCAUCACCAAAUUGGGCGACAAUUUUGAUGUAAAGGCUCUACAAGCCGCUAUUAAGGCGGCCACAACGGUGAAUCCUCUUGCUGCUGUACUUGUAUCGUCCGUAAACGAUGGUAAGACUAUCUUCUUGGCCAAUGUUGGCAAGCCAUUGGUGGCUUCUGGUUUCAGCGCAAAGGACUGGAUCGCCUCAGUGUCUGGUAAGACAGGUGGCAAGGGUGGCGGCAAACCACUAUCCGCCCAAUGCAUGACCGACACUCCCAACUGCCAAGACCAAGGACUAGAGAUCGCCCGAGAGUUUGCGCUGUUGAAGCUCUCUGCGUAAACCUCUGCCCAUAUGCAUGUCCGGGUGCCCUAACCCCUCUGCAACCACACGCACCAGCAAGCAGUCUGGUGACACUGUAAUGGGCCUCCUGGCAUAGAUAGAGCGUGCCAUAAGCGAUUGUUCGGUGCAAGUCUCAGAGCGCGGGGGCACCGUGUGCUUUGGUCAAAUAUACGCGGCGUCUCUUCGGAUGUAGUGCAGAUGUGAAGCUAGUACUGGACGCCGGUGGCGUUGGUAACUGCCAUUGGUGCGUGUUUGUGUGUGUGUCGUUUUUGUUGCUGCCUGGUGUGUGUAUGUGUGUGUGUGUGUAUGCUAUAGGGGUCUCGCACAUGUAUGUACGUGGACACCCAUCACAUGCAUAGGCGUGUCAGACUUAGCAAACGCGUUGACUCGGGCUUACACGGGACUGCUCGGGGGUUACCGGUGGAUGUUAAAGCCAGAGGACAGGACACUUUCUGUCGGUUGGAGCGGACAGGUGCUGUGGCUGCCUGGUGUGUUCAGGGGCAAACGUGUUACUCCCGGCAUAGCUAGCCAUGGACUGAACAGAUGAACGGCAGUGCAUUAGUUGACUACGUUUUAAUAACGGGUUAGAGGUUUAGAAUAAAGUGGAACCGACUAGGUUGAAAACUGCAUCCUCGUG